Molecule: messenger RNA, 12718 nt
Organism: Fopius arisanus
Lineage: Eukaryota; Metazoa; Arthropoda; Insecta; Hymenoptera; Braconidae
Gene: PlexA
Product: plexin A
Exons: 11
Coding region: 1933-7692 (1919 amino acids)
Biological process (GO): regulation of cell migration; negative regulation of cell adhesion; semaphorin-plexin signaling pathway involved in axon guidance
Cellular component (GO): semaphorin receptor complex; plasma membrane
Molecular function (GO): semaphorin receptor activity; protein binding
Source: RefSeq, a predicted model, not a curated record
UGAUCCGGGCAAGCACAAAAUACGGUUUUAUAAGGUGGCGCGACGGCGUUUAUAACGGGGGGGUCGAGAAAUAAUAAAACUGCCAUCGAGCGUCGAGAGGGUGCAGCGGUGCGCGAGGGUGUGUGUUGAGACGCAAGCGGAUUGGGCGACAAAAAAAAAAGUGUUUACGGGACACAGAGGGGCCUCUUGGAUUGUCAAUGCAGUAUUUAUCCAACGAAUAUAUAUUGCUCCAAGUGUACGUGAAUUUUUUCGGUGGAGCGUUGAGGUUAUAUGGAUGAGAAAGUCUUGUUGUUGGGUACGGUGUGAGACUAGCUGUCACUUCGAUCGCCAUUUUAGCGCCGUUGAGCACGGGAAUGCGCGCCGCCGGUAGAUCCGAUUCACCACUGGAGGACAGUGAACGCGAGUGUGUGACUGUGAGACGUGUUCAUACGUGUUUUUAUUUGUCGUUUGUCGACAACAAUUAGGGGUUCAACGGGUGUGGUGAGAUAAAUCGGUACGUUUUUGAAGGGAGUUUGACAAGAAAAAAUAUUUCUGAGCACACCUAGAGAAUUCGUAAAUGAAAAAUAAUCUGGAAUAACAGGGAGUGAGAAGUGCCGGUUGUUUGUUUGAAGAAUUUCAAGUUUAAUUAUUUAUCAGUGUAUUGUGUAAAGGGUACGUUUUACGCCUGUCGUUUGUUUCAUUCUCCUUCGUUCUGCCCUUUUCUCCCCCACUUUGGCAAUAACCAGCAGUUCGAAACGCACUCGAGGGUUCGGUGGAUUCUCCAUAGACCAGACAAUUCUUUUUUUUCUGUUUUAUCGAGUUGGUGUGUACUCAGUGGACAAAUAUUGUAAUUGAAUAAUUGGGUGAAACGGUGGUGUCAUUCGAGUCAUGAUAGCUGUCAGUAAUAGAAAACAGGGUGGACUCGUGCCUCGUUGAUACGUACGAGUUUAACCUUACCUGAUAUUUUCAUUAUUUUGGGCUCAUGUGGGGGGCUCUUAUCCACGAGUGACGGCAUACAGCAUCGAUUAUCUCGAAUAUCUUCGAUCCGUGGGGUGGGAUCGACCUUUUAUCGUAGACAACCGGCGCGUCGUGACAAGAGAGAGUGAGAGAGCCACGAGGUUUUCCGCGUCGAGAGUUUCGAGUGAUAAAAUACGAGAAAACAGAUAAAGGGAGGAUCCGAGUGAUAGUGUGCAUAUCUGUGACCUUUUUUUAUAACAUAUAUCGUACGUUAAUCAAGCCAUGAGAUUUUUUAAUGAGUUUUUUUGUGAAGUGAAGUGAAUAUUUUUAUUUUAUUUAAUUAAAAUUGGUGGAUCGGUGCUACAACGGGGUGAUUAGUCGAAUUGAAGAAACGAAAGGAAAUUGUUUGGAGUUUUUCAUGUGUUAGUUGUCUCACACCGGAGUCUAGUGUUUGGGGUGACAGACAUCGGCCCAUCUGACGUAAUUAUUCGUUAGAAACAGAAUCAAACGGUUGUGGUGUGUUGACGAUUGGGAGAUCGUUCGUGGAAUUUUCUCGGAAUUGUCGGGAGGAUAUAUGUAAUAAUCGUAAAUAAAGUGAUACAUGAGUGUGUGGGUGAAGAGUACCGGUGGAGCUGUGUGAGGGUGGCGUGUUAUCGGCCACAGCGAAAUAUCCUAUGGUAAAAGUGCUUAAUCAGCUCCGUGGAUAAGGGGUUGUUACCUUUUCAAGUGUGUAAAGGAUCGAAGGCUACGGGGCAGCCCGAGAUGAUUCUGCGCGUCUGAAGGAGAGAAAAGGAGAGUACGACUCGACGAAGGAAAAGCGCUGGAGGCCGAAAGAAUAAGAACCACUGGUGGAUCUCCAAGAAAUUCCAUCUGCAAGUGGUGGAGGUGGUGGGGGGCGGGUAACCCGUCCCGUAGUAUAGUAAGGUAGUAUAGAAUAAUAGCAGAAUUGAGAAGAUUACCGGGGGACCAAAAAGAGAGUAAAGUGGAUAGCAAACGAUGAUGAGUAUUAAACUUGAAAUUCGAGGGCUAUCGCCUCUCGUAGCACUGAUAAUUGUCACAGCAAUUCUCCUCCAAGCGCCAAAAAUAAGGGCAACAUCAUCGGACAUCGUUCACCAAUUCUACGAUGCCGAUGUCCAACGGAUGAAUCAUCUAGUUGUGGAUAAAAAUACUGGACGUGUUUACGUUGGUGCUGUGAACCGUUUGUACCAAUUUUCCCCUGAUUUGAAUCUCGUUGUUAAAGUGGUAACAGGACCCCAGGACGAUGCACUGGCAUGUUCGAGUUUGGAUUGUCCACGUGAGGCUGUCAAAGGUCUAGUUGACAAUGUCAAUAAAGCACUUGUCAUUGAUUACACAACAUCACGACUAAUAUCGUGCAACAGUUUGUUUCAAGGUACAUGCGAUGUACGAAAUAUUCACAACAUCACUGAUGUCGUUCAGAAAGUCAAAGAGGCUGUUGUUGCUAAUAAUGCAACAGCAUCAACCGUUGCAUUUAUAGCACCAGGACCACCAAAUCCACCAGUGUCACAGGUUAUGUACGUCGGUGUAACGUACACUGGUAAUUCACCGUACAGGUCAGAAGUGCCAGCUGUCAGUUCACGUUCACUCGACAAAGACAAGAUGCUGAACAUUGCUGAAUCUGCAGUCACAACUGGCACCAGAAUUUACGUCAAUUCACUGUCACGUGAGCGUUAUCCCAUUAAUUACAUCUAUGGAUUCAGCAGUGAGGGAUUCAGUUAUUUCUUUACAACUCAGCUUAAGGAUACCGAUGCCACUAAUUACAUAUCAAAACUCGUCAGACUCUGUCAGGAUGAUAUGCAUUAUUAUUCGUACACUGAGAUACCAGUUGAGUGUAAGAAUCAGGGGAGAAAUUAUAAUCUCGUUCAGGCUGCUUAUGUUGGUAAAGCUGGCUCUGUACUUGCUGGUGCACUUGGAAUAACAGCUCAGGAUGAUGUUUUGUAUGCUGUAUUUGCUGAGAGUGAUGUACCAACUAGUCCGAGACCGAGUAAUCAUUCGGCGCUGUGUGUUUAUACGCUCAAGAAUAUCAGGAGAAAGUUCAUGAGGAAUAUACAGAAGUGCUUCAGUGGUGAUGGACAACGCGGACUCGAGUUCAUAUCGCCGAGUCACAAAUGCGUCCUUACGAAACUCCAAACAAUCGCUGAGGAUUUUUGCGGUUUGGAUGUGAAUACACCGCUGGGUGGACAAGAGCCAAUGACCGCUGUUCCAGUGUUAACAUUCGAUACACUAUUGACCGCCGUAGCAGCAACUUCAACUGGCGAUUUUACUGUAGUUUUUAUUGGCACGCAACAUGGUCAUCUGAAAAAGGUGGUGGUUGAGAGUGCAAGCGGUGCCCAGGAGUACGGUGACCUGGAGAUUGACGCAGACUCACCAGUGAACCCUGACCUCCUGUUCGAUUCUCAACAGCCGCCGAUGCAUCUCUAUGUGCUAACCGACAAGAAAGUAUCAAAGGUUAAGGUGCAAGAAUGCUCAGUUUACAAAACGUGCUGGGAUUGCUUGGGUGCCAAGGAUCCCUACUGCGGCUGGUGCUCAUUGGAGAACAAGUGUAAUCUCAGAAGUGACUGUCAGGAUGCUGCCAACGACCCACUCUACUGGAUAAGCUACAAGAGUGGCAAGUGCACGACGAUAACGACUGUAACACCGGAGCUACUCCAGAAAACCACAGCAAGAACUCUUGAUCUUAUCAUUGAUAAUCUGCCGACGUUGAAUGGAGAUUUCCUGUGUGCAUUUUCAGCUCUCGAUAAGACACUUAUCACAAAUGCCACGAGGAAGUCGUACGGUGUCAACUGUACAACACCAAGAACUGAUCUACUUCCAUCGAUACCAUCUGGACAUCAUCACUUCACUGCUAAACUGUCAGUCAGAAUGACAAAUGGUCCUGAUCUUGUUGCCACUAAUUUUACAUUCUUCGAUUGCAACACGUACUCAUCAUGCACCGAGUGUGUCUCAUCGAAAUUUCCAUGUGAUUGGUGUGUCGAUGGUCACAGAUGUACACACGAUACAGCUGCCAAUUGUCGAAAUGACAUUCUCGUCACUGGUGUCAGUAGGAUGGGACCGAGUUACAGAAGUGGACCUGCAUUCUGCCCAACGAUAAAUGCUACCGACUCGCAGGAGAUUCUUGUGUCUUCGGGAAUUAAAAAACCUAUUCGGGUUAGAGUUCAUAUCAUAGGGCAAUUCAUCAUCCAAACGAGAUUCGUCUGUCAAUUCAACAUCGAGGGUCGAGUGACAAGUGUAAACGCCCGCCUCCUGGCCGACACGAUCUACUGCGAGGAGAUGGAGUUCUCGUACACCUCUCGAACGCCCAACAUAACAGUUCCCUUCGCUGUGAUCUGGGGUGGUUCCAAGCCACUGGACAACCCCGACAACAUCCACGUGGUGAUCUAUCGUUGUCGAGACAUGGCCGAUAACUGUGGAAUGUGCCUGGCAAUUCCCCCGAAGUACGGAUGUGGCUGGUGCCAGAGUACUGACAGAUGCGAAGUUAAAGAACAGUGUGGCAGAGGCUCUGGAAUCUGGUUGAAUCGAAACCAGACGUGUCCCAAUCCAGAGAUCCACUCGUUCGAGCCGAUGAUGGGGCCCUGGGAAGGCAACACCAACGUCACAAUCAGGGGAAUCAACCUGGGUAAAACCUUCAACGACAUUUACGCAGGUGUGACAGUAGCUGGAGUUGUAUGUCAACCCUACGAGCAACUCUACAUUCGCACGAAGCAGAUCACCUGCAGAGUGGACGGUCCUGGCUCGAAGAAGCUCGAAGUUGGCCCAGUAAUAGUCAAGAUCGAGAACUACAGGGGCCAGUCUAAAGACAAUUACGAGUUCGUUGACCCAGUGAUCGACAAUAUAUCACCAAGGUAUGGUCCAAGGAGUGGAGGAACGAUCGUCAAGAUAACGGGGAAAUACAUGAACGCUGGCAGUGAAAUUCGAGUGACAAUAGACGAACUCCCCUGUUCGGUAAUAUCAGCUGAGUUUAACGAGACCCUCUGCAUGACAUCAGCCAGCAAUAUCAAUCGAAAUGGCACACUGCUGAUGACAUUCGACGGUAGAAAUCGAACGUACAACGGCUAUUUCGAGUACGUUGACGAUCCGACAAUAGAAUCAGUGGAGAGUGGUGUGGCAGGACAGAUGAAAAUACCCAAAGGAAUUCCAGCUGGAGGAAUCAAGAUAUCAGUAACUGGAAAAAAUCUUGGAUACAUUCAAAAUCCCCAGAUGUACGUGUACUACGACGAGAAGAUGUUUGUCUCCAGGUGUGACGUACUGAGUCAGACGAGCAUGGAUUGUCGCUCCCCAUCGAUCGAAGUCCCCGAGAACGUGGGGCUAGAUGCAGAGCGUCCACUAGCCCUCGAGUACGGUUUCAGAAUGGACAAUGUCACUGGUGUGCAAAAUCUAUCCCAGAAUGGUUUCAAUCACUUCUUGUUGUAUCCAAAUCCCAUCUACGACGAGUUCGACGAGGAAGUCAAGUACUACAAAAGUGAUUAUCUCACGAUCAAUGGACAGCACUUGGACAGGGCGAGUCAGGAAUCCGAUGUGAUUGUCCAGAUUGGCAGCACUUACUGCAACGUCACGUCUCUGUCCAGGCAGCAGUUGACCUGCAGGCCACCACCAUCACAACCACCUGCCCUGAGUGCUGAGGGACUCCCUGAUAAGCAAGAGCUACCCGAGGUGAUUGUCAUCGUUGGCAAUACCCUGAGGUUCAGCAUCGGAAAGAUGAGUUAUGCACUUCCAGCUGGACUCAAUGGACCUCUAUCCAGACCAGCACUCAUCGGUGUCAUCGCUGCUAUCAUCAUUCUUGUGUUCAUCUUCAUUGCUUUUCUCAUUGCCUAUAGGAGAAAAUCCACCGAGAGCAAUCGUGUCCUCAAGAAUAUGCAGGAGCAGAUGGAUAUCCUCGAGUUGAGAGUAGCUGCUGAGUGCAAGGAGGCAUUCGCUGAAUUGCAGACUGAGAUGACUGAUCUCACUGGGGACCUCACCAGCGGUGGCAUUCCCUUCCUCGAUUACAGAACGUAUGCCAUGAAGAUUCUCUUCCCCAAUGUUGAUAAUCACGUUGUUCUCCAGUGGGACAGACCCGAGCUACAGAGGAAGGAGAAGGGGCUCAGGCUGUUUGGCCAGUUGAUUAUGCAUAAGACGUUUCUACUCCUGUUUGUCAGGACUCUCGAGAGCAAUCGCUACUUCUCGAUGAGAGACAGGGUCAAUGUUGCUAGUUUAAUCAUGGUUACACUACAGAGUAAGAUGGAGUACUGCACGGAUAUAUUGAAGACACUACUUGCGGAACUCAUUGAGAAGUGCAUGGAGGGCAAGAGUCAUCCCAAAUUGUUGCUGAGGAGAACGGAGAGUGUGGCUGAAAAAAUGUUGUCCGCGUGGUUCACAUUUCUUUUGUACAAAUUUAUGCGCGAGUGUGCUGGCGAGCCACUCUACAUGCUAUUCCGUGCUAUGAAGCAGCAGGUUGACAAGGGUCCUGUUGAUUCAAUCUCAUCAGAAGCCCGUUAUUCCCUCUCCGAGGAGAAGCUCAUAAGACAGUCCAUCGACUUCAAGCCAAUGACUGUCUAUGUGACAAUUGCUCAGCAGACGGUGUUCAGCAAUCUUGAUCCUACAACGGAGAAUGUGCCAGUCAAGCUGCUUGACUGUGACACAAUUUCUCAAGUGAAGGAGAAGGCAUUAGAUACUAUUUAUCGUGCCACUCCGUACAGCCAGCGGCCGAGAAAAGAGGAUCUUGACCUCGAAUGGCGAACAGGUGCAUCAGGAAGACUGAUCCUCUACGACGAGGACACAACAACAAAGACAGAGGGUGAAUGGAAAAAACGAAAUACUCUGAAUCACUACAGAGUACCAGACGGUGCAUCACUGAGUUUAGUCUCAAAACAAUCAUCAAUCUACAAUCUAUCGAUAUUGUCGGAGAAAACGGACAAGUCACACAAGUACGAAACGCUCAAUUUAAGUAAAUUCAGCUCAGCGAGUCCACCACUGUCACGUGCUACAUCCCCACUAAACCACGAUCACGACGGUGGUCUCAAGGUUUGGCACUUGGUUAAGCAUCACGAUACAGAUGCCCAGAAAGAGGGUGAACGUGGUAACAAGAUGGUAUCAGAGAUAUAUCUCACGAGGUUACUCGCUACCAAGGGUACCCUGCAGAAAUUCGUCGAUGAUCUGUUUGAAACAAUAUUCAGCACUGCACAUCGUGGAUCUGCACUGCCACUAGCUAUUAAAUACAUGUUUGAUUUUCUCGAUGAUCAAGCUAUUCAUCAUGGCAUAUCUGAUCCUGAGGUUGUACACACGUGGAAGAGUAAUUCACUUCCACUUAGGUUUUGGGUCAAUCUUAUCAAAAAUCCAAACUUUGUGUUUGAUAUACACAAGUCCAAUAUUGUCGACUCCUGUCUCUCUGUUGUUGCACAGACGUUUAUGGAUAGUUGUUCGACGUCUGACCAUAGGCUAGGCAAAGACUCACCGAGUUCCAAGCUGCUUUACGCAAAAGACAUUCCAGUGUACAAAGAGUGGGUAGAGCGUUACUAUUCGGAUAUUAAAACCAUGCCAGCAAUAUCUGAUCACGAUAUGAAUGCAAUGCUAGCUGAAGAAUCAAGAUUACACACGACAGAAUUCAACACGAAUUGUGCCCUGUACGAGCUCUACACAUACGCAGGAAAAUACAACGAACAAUUAAUAGUAACUCUCGAGGAGGAUGAGUUCUCCCAGAAGCAGAGAUUGGCGUACAAACUCGAGCAGGUGCACAAUAUAAUGGCAGCCGAUGCUAAUCCCUGAUGUCCCGUUAUACCAACCAAGUAUCCGACAAAGCCCAGGCACGAGUGGCCCUGCUGAGGACCUGUCGACACUUGGUUACGGAUUUAAUUGCCAUAAAAAUUUCAAUUAAAAAACGAUAAAACGUGGCCUAACGCUAUCAAGAACGUUGUGACGUCGACGCCAGAACAGAAAGAGCAAUGAACAAUUCGUAAGAACAAUUUUUCCCCCUCGUUUUUUUAUUUAAUUUCGUCAAAAUCAAAUUGUUUUCUAAUCGUUCGAAUUUUGUGAUGCAAUGCGUGAGAUAAACGACAAGUGAAGUGAGAGAUGAACUCACGUUUUUAUUAAUUAUUAAGAUAAAGUGCGCGCAACGUUCGAAAAAAGAAAUUGUGUAUCGAAAUAAUAAUAGGUGUUUCAUAAAUGAGUACUAAUUAACAAAGAAUGAAAUAAAUUUUAAUGAGAUAAAAAAAAAAUUGUAAAAGCACAUACGACAAAGUCUUCUGGAAGGCCGCUGGCUGGCAGGUGUGACUAAUUAUCAUCGCACUUACCAGAUAAUUGUAAAUAUACCAAAUUAAUUUAAAUAACAAAUGAUAUUGCAAUAGGGUUAUUAUUGAAAUCACGCUCACACUCCGGCGGCCGACGAAUAUAUCGUCAUUUUGCUAUUGUCGAUCGUCGAGUUGAUGGCGAUGAGAAAUCUUAUGAACGAGGGUUUUAAUGAAACAAAGUAAUUAUUUGGGGAUGAUAAUUUUCAUUGAUCAAAUGGGAGUGAAUGAGAUUAUUUGAAAUCAGUCGUUCAAUUAUGAAAUUUGUAAAUUGUGUAACUGAUCUAUCCGCGCCACGUGCCCGAUGUCAGCGACUGACGACUGAUGUUUUUGCAAAAUUGUCAAGGUUUUCAAGGUGAACGCAAACAUUUCCAUCCACGCAUUUGUUCAAAUAAUAAUUAAUAAAGGAAGAGGUGAGGUGUAACGAGUCGACUUGCUCUCUAGUCGAGUUUUCGAGGGAUAUCUUUGAAUCCAAGGGAGAUAGCGAAUUUUUUCUUAGGACCUUUUUGUGGGGGUGGAAUGAGAGGAACAAAAAAGGUUCUGACAAAAAUUUUGGUAUCUGUUUUGGAUUCAGAGAUAUUCAUCGAAAACAUACUUGCUAGCUAAACCUACUUGUUAUCUUUUCACUUCUCCGUUAUUGAUUAAUAAGCAGAAAAUUCCAGUUGAGGGGAAAACACGAAAUGAGUGAAACGUAAAUGUCGAUUUGUCUCGUUAACGAGGGAUUCUAGAGAGAAUGAUCAAUAGGGUCCAGUGUUUUCGAGAUAAUCGUGAAAUUCCAUCACUCAAAUGAAUAUUGACUGGUCCGAAUUCACCGGAUUGCGAUAAAUUAGUGUACGAAAAAAGAAACUAGUUAAAUAAUUGAUAUGAAAAUAUAUAUAUAAGAUUGGAUGGUCAUUAUGUAUAUGUGUACAUAUAUACACUUUAAUCAAAUGCUCGGCGCAUUGGAAAAUUAAUAAUUAAUAAUUCAUAAGAAAAACGCAUGUGUAUGUAUAUAUAUGUGUGCGUGCUGUGCCCUUCCGUAAACAAAAAAACAAUGAUAAAUAAUAUUGUCGCGAUUAUAAAUAUAUAUUAUAUAUAGACGCACACACAUUCGAGAUUCGAGGAUAAUGAUGGAGAUACGAAAAAGAAUGGGGGAGGAUAAUGAAACAUACGUGAACAGAACGUGAACAAUACGUGAACAAUACGUGAACAAAAAAUGUGGAAUACGAUCUUUUUCGAGAAUAAUGAGAUGGUGUAUUAGUUGAUAGGUAAUUUUACUACGAAUAAAUAAAUGAGUAAAUAAAUUGAUAUGGACUUAUGGUCACGCGUGCGCGAGGCCAGCUCGAUGUGACGGUUGUGUUGAGUGUGCGUGCUUCCCUCUUCCUAAUUAAAAAAAAUUCCGAUUUAAUACCUCUCAACCCCCAGCCCCUCCCCACCCCACCACUUCCACAUUCCCACCCCAACAACUAUUUCAUUUCUGAGGGAAACACUGACUUGUAACGAUCAUCGAUAUCUCUCGAAGACAAUUGAAAAAUAAUAGUUGAUAUUUUCCUCAGAAUGUCAUCCCCCAGUGGAGCUGACUAAAAGGAUAAAUUUAAAGUAAAUAAACAAAAAAUCUGCCAUAUAUUCUUUCAAUAUCAUCGAAUCAUCAUCAUCAUUACCAUUAUCAUUAUCAUAAUUCAUGAAUACUCGUCGCCUGUAAUUGUCAUCAAUGCUCAUUAUUGUAAUAAAAUGAAGAAUACGCGACAGUCUCUCGUGUUACUAAAGAACAAGAAAAUUCACCUCUAAAUACUCCUAAAUGAAAACAUAAAGAAAAAAACAAAGUACCACCUUUUGUGCCACUCCUAAAUAUGCUUCAACGCCUCCGUCGUCAUGUUGUUGUCACUCUUAAUUAAUUAAUUGUAAUAUAAAUAAUGGAAAUAAUGAAAAGAUAAAAAAAAAUCACUGUUGAGUAUUGUCAUGAUUGUAAUACAUUGAUAUUGAAUUGAUAUGAAUUGAUAAUCAUUAAUUAAACGUAAAAGGAAGAAUAACAACAAUUAAACUCUGUGGAUGUAGCCAUAUACGAUUCAGUGUGACAGAACAAUUAUUUUAUAAAUUCAUUACUUCUUUCAUUCUAUCUCAUGAUUUAUUUCUUUCCAAUUUUUUUUUUUUAUUGAUUUGAUGGGUGCGAAUUCGGACGCGGUGCGAAUGGAUCGGUGCGACUGUCUAAUUUCUUUUUAUCUCGAAUUGUGUGAUUGUGUGUGUCAACAAGUGCGUCAAUUUCAAUGUGCAGUUGUUCGUGGAGAAAGUAUUUAUUGCUCAAAAAUGAAUAAAGAAAAAUGAAGGCGAAGAGAACAUUAAGAAAAUUAAAGAGGAAAUGAUAAAAAUGGGUAAAUAAGGAGGAAAUGGUAACGAGUGGGUAAGACAGGUGAAACAAUAUCGAAUGGAAAACGACAGUGAGGGGGAGGUAAUUAUGGGCACUCAUUAAAAAUAUGAAAAAUUUGAUGAAAACUCCGGUGAAGGGAGAAACAUUAUUUAUCUGAAAAAAAUCGAACAUCUUUCACAGAUAAUAGAGCUUUUAUAGCUGACAAAAUCUUCAUUGAAAAUAUCUCGUGACAUUAUUGCUAUUAUCUCGACAAUGAGUGAUUACAGAGAAAAAAGUGACAAUUCAUUUUCGCAAAGAACGAAAAUUCCUGCGAAAAAGUUGGUAUGCUAUUUACUCGUAAAACCACUGAUACUCAAGAUAAUUUAGCGUUUAACGAAUCGUUUUAUCAGUUUACGUUUUAUAAUUAAAUAUCAAAUGAUCACGAAUAAUAGCAAAUGAAUAAAUAAAAAAGAAUACAGUGCCCCUCCCCUGCGCACGCCGACUUCUAAAUGGUACUAAUAAACCCAAAGUGCCUCUGGUAGAUUUUUGGGCAUAAGCUUGAGUAAUGAAAAAAAAAUGAAGAAACUAUUAACAUUUAUUAAAGGAAUGCGAAAGGAAAGGCUAAAGACACAAACCAAUAAAUGAUAAUAACGACGAAAUGAAAUAAACAAAUGAAACGAGAAUAAACCACUGCGUAUGCACAUGAGUAUACAUAUCAUGUUCAAAAUUGCGUCGUGCCACGUGUGUAUGUAUACCGUGUGCAUGUGAAUUUUUUAGGAUAGUUUAUAGGAUAGUCGAUAGUAGCCUAGUCUCUGUGUCUGUGUGUCUGUCUGUACUACCCCCCAGAAAACCCUCCCAGGAGAGUCUUUACCCCCGUCGAUUUGCCACUCCCCAUCAUUGCAAAUGCCCGACGAAUCCCUCGAUAACUAUUACAUGGAUACAAACCAAUAAAGAAUUAAUUACUGAUGAAUUUAAUGAGCUUCUUUGCCAUAUCUCAACUCCAAAAGCAUCAAAAUUCCUUGGAUUCUGGGUUGAAGGGGUCAAACGUGUUAAAACAAAAUUAUCUCAUUGCUGGAUGAGAAAAUGAUUCCAUGAGAAAAUGUCAAGUAUCUUUUUUAGGGGGAAUUUCAUCAAUUACCAAAAAGCUCUUGACAUUUUAUCUCCUAAACCACUUGUUCCCGAGAUCAUUGCUGCGAUAUCAAAGGAAAUAAAUAGCAUUCCACUCGCGUUUCAUCUCGUUGUCACUUCAAUGCAGAAUAAAUUAAACAUUUUAUUGAAAUUAUCAAAUUUCCUCCUCCUCCACAAGUAAAUUGGCACCUUUGCUGAGUGAAUAUAAAUAUCGAUGGUUCCUUAAACUAAUUAAAAUCUUCAAUUGAAAAUGUAAACUCCCCAUUUCCAAAAUUUGUAAAAUUCAUUCGAAAUAAAGUAAGAUGUGUACUUUACCGUUUAAUGCGGCUUGCUGCCCAGCAGUCUACCGUCGUGUGCGCAAAACGUAACAAUAAACCAACGUAAAACAAAUUAAUUAAAAAAAACCGACAAGGAUAAUUGAUUAAUAAGAAAACACUGUGCUGAUGUAUGCGCCUAGGGUAACGAUUCGUUAUUUUUCCUUGAAUUGCCUGAUUGUAAGUUUCUGCGUUGAGUGAUCUUGAUGUUUUAUCCAUCAGUUGAUUGCAAUUGUUCCAUUGGAAUUCCAGUGAGAAUGAAUUAUUUUACUAUUUCAACGACUCAGUGCUGGAAUUACCUCGAUGAUCAUUUAUUUUUCGAUGAAAACUUCGAUACAUUUUUGCCGAAAAAUACUCAUCACCGAAGUAAAACACUUUACUGCAAACAUUUUUUUUCGCAAACACACUGAUUUAGAAAGGCGAAAAAAAAAACAUAAUUGAGAGAAUAAUUAAUUUGUGUGAAAGAAAUUUGUAUGGAGUGAAUGUCCAUGGACUGUGUAAGACUGAGAGAUGCAGCGAUUGGAGAUUUUUACGUUUUUUUCAAUAUUAAAAAUGGGAUUGAUCUCCUCUCGCCGCUCAUUUUUACGUCAUAAAUUCAUUCAUUACGAUUAUACAUAAAGAAAAAUGAUGGUGAAAAUAGUAAUGCAUCCAAUUCACAUGUUUACGUAUUCCGUUUAAUGAUAGUCAUGUUUUAGUUUUUACCUUUCGUUCGUUAUACUUUUCUUUAUAUCAAUGAAGGAUAA